CCUGCCGCCGCGGAGCGCCGGAGCUUCUGGGCGGGGGCGCCGCUGGCCCUCCGCCGCCCUCGCGCGCCGGGGAUGCUGUUCUCGCUGCGGGAGCUGGUGCAGUGGCUGGGCUUCGCGCCGUUCGAGCUGCUGCUGCAGGCGGCGGCGCUGCUGGCGACGUCGGUGCUGCUGGCGCUGAAGGCGGACGGCGUGGCAGCCGCCGGGCUGAGCUGGUGGACCGUCUUCGCGCCGCUCUUCGCCGCCGACGGGCUGAGCACCUACUUCACGGCCAUCGUGUCAGUGCGCCUCUUCCAGGACGGCGAGAAGCGCCUGGCCGUGCUGCGCCUCUUCUGGAUCCUGACGCUGCUCAGCCUCAAGUUCGUCUUCGAGAUGCUGCUCUGCCAGAAGCUGGGCGAGCAGAGUCAGGAGCCCCUCUGGUACGGACUCAUCAUGUCUCCCGUCUUCAUCCUCCUCCAGCUCCUCAUGAUCCGCGCCUGCCGAGUCAAUUAGGAAGGGGGGAGGAGGAGGGGCAGGAGUUGGAGGAUGAUCAUCAUCACCAUCUUCAUCAUCCUGGCAGGGCCUCCUGCUGGCAGCCCUGGCACCUGGCCGCAGCUCAGUCCGGGAGCAAUGACUGGGCACCUCUUCUGGCAGCAAGCUGAACUGGACUGCUCCAGAAGAAUCUCUGGGCUGGCUGCAGCUGCUGACUUCCUUCCUAAAGUGGAGGGUUUAAGAGAAAGAGAUGCAAGGCCUCUCCCCGCUCACAGCAGUAACACAAUUUUUGUGCUCUGGUGGUAUUGAAGAUCCAUACACAGCUCCUCAUCCUGGUCUGCCAUUGGACUCCAAUCUCUGGGAAGCCGGAAGAUCUGAGCCAGCUAUGACUCCAACUAUUAUUUAAGAAUAAAAAAUGUAGAGCCAGUA
Molecule: messenger RNA, 897 nt
Organism: Candoia aspera
Lineage: Eukaryota; Metazoa; Chordata; Lepidosauria; Squamata; Candoiidae
Gene: TMEM203
Product: transmembrane protein 203
Exons: 1
Coding region: 73-489 (138 amino acids)
Biological process (GO): intracellular calcium ion homeostasis
Cellular component (GO): endoplasmic reticulum
Source: RefSeq, a predicted model, not a curated record